Molecule: messenger RNA, 3578 nt
Organism: Oxyura jamaicensis (ruddy duck)
Lineage: Eukaryota; Metazoa; Chordata; Aves; Anseriformes; Anatidae
Gene: CD86
Product: CD86 molecule
Exons: 7
Coding region: 116-1144 (342 amino acids)
Biological process (GO): immune response; cellular response to lipopolysaccharide; cell surface receptor signaling pathway
Cellular component (GO): external side of plasma membrane
Source: RefSeq, a predicted model, not a curated record
GUGAUUUGUGCUGUGGGACUGUGCUUUGUUAGGCAGUCUCUGUGCUCUCUUUCAGAGACACUUUUCCUUUAGUUGUGGAUGAAGAAUUCUGUUUGCAGAGGCAGUGGAAUGCUCCAUGAUCUUUGGACCAAAGGGUAUGUGGAGGUAUGUCCCUCUGCAGACUCCCAGGACCCUUUGUCGUGCAGCCAUCCCCAGCAACACACCACCUGGAAGACAGAAGCCAGGAAAGUCUGUGGGACCUUUGAGACUUCUGUCCUCAGCUCCAAUUCUAACCCAUAAAGAAAGCAUCAUGGAAGUCUGCAUAUUCUUCCUUCAUGCAGUAAUACUUCUCCCAGGUAUUACUGCCAGUGGGCAUCAGGUGAAGUCAUUUCUCAAUCACACUGCAUACCUGUCUUGCUAUUUUACAAACUCUCAGAAAACUGACAUAAAAGAUUUAAGAGUUUUUUGGCAAAAAGGUGCUGCUGAAGUGGUGCAUGAAGUAUACUAUGGCCAGGAAAAACAUGACAACCUUAGUCCUAAAUACAUAAAUCGCACCAAGAUGGAUAUGGACAAAUGGACCUUGCAGUUGUUAAAUGCAGAGAUUGUGGAUGAGGGACAGUAUACAUGUAUUAUACAGCACAGAGACAAAGGAUCACCAAAGGUCAUACACACAUCUGAAUGUUCAUUGAGCAUCAUUGCCAACUAUAGUCAACCUGAGAUAACACAGCUACCCACUGGGGAACUAAGGCCCAAAGAAAACUUGAAUCUUUCCUGUUCUUCCAGUGGAGGUUAUCCAGAACCCAGGCAGAUGAUUUGGCUAAUUUCAUAUGAAAACACAACAAAUAGGCAUAUACAUCACAUGGAUGUCUCACAGGAUGCUGUAACAAAGCUGUACAAUGUUACCAGCACGCUGAAUAUCACAGUUCCUACAAACGUCCUCACUAAUAUUAGCUGCUUACUUCACCUUAGAGAGGAGCUGGGGAGCCUUGUCUCAGCGCCACUAACCAUAGAGAUACAGAGUGAAGAAAUGGAACAAGUGAAGGUAAAUUUCUUUGGCCCUCUUAUAGCUGUAAUUAUACUGAUCACACUUCUUCUGGGUUUUGUGAUAUUGAAGAAGAACAGAAAUAUCUCAUCUACCAGCCAGAGUGCCAGUCUACCAGUCUAGAAGCUAUCGAGCUUGAAAUGAGGCCAACAACUGGAGUGUUGACUGGGAACUAUCUCUGCAUACAGUGAGGCCUGAGAUCCAAUAGUAUCGGAUGCUGUGCCAGAACAAGAAUCCUCUCCGGGUACUCUGCAGAACAACAUGCAACAUGUUAGUCUGAGGACUGAAACCUACUAUCCAGUGUUCUCUCUUUUUUUUUUUUUUUUUUUUUUUCUUUUUGCUACAGAAUGGUAGCAAGUACAAGGUUCUGUUUGUCUGUUUGAAUUUCUUUCACCCCUUGGGAAUACUCUGCUAAUUUAAUGUUGGUUUGUUUUUUUUUCUGUGGUCAAACAAAUGCCAGUGCUCUCCUCAGUCUUCUACAUAAUUCAUUGGCAAUCACAUGAAUUUUCCUGGCUCUUGGUGUGCUUACUCUGUCUGCAAUCCUGAUAACAAGAGUAGAGGAAAUGCCACCUUGGAGCUUCCUGCACCCUGUGGUUUGUUUCACUGCCACACAGACUAAUGUAUUUUUGCCUUCUGUGAUACUGCUCAGAAAUGAAGAACUGAAUUUAGUGAACCCAUUAAAACUGGAAAGAAGAGAUGAACCCCUUGCCAUCCACAUCCCACAGAAGAAGGACUCUUCCUUUCUUCCAGCACCAAUAGAUACAAAGACAAUGCAUUUGGCAACCAGACUGGAAGGACGAUGGUGAGAUCUGAGGGGCAGAGAUCUUCCCACUUUGACAGUAGUAACAAAUAUCCAGAGAAGCACAGCAGGAGGUGCUCCUACUGUUAUAAGGACAAAAUAGACUCAUUUUAUUUUUGCUAGGACUCCUUCACAGUCUUGACAGGACCACAGAAAACUUUGCUAUGCAGUUAGCAGCACUAUUAUUACUAGCUAAGUGGCGGCUUUUUUAAGGGCAGGAGCUGACUUGGAAAAAUCCUGAGUGACUGCAUAAGGAGAAACUGUUUAAAAAUCAAAACUUUCCCUGAGCCUGUGCAGUUCUUCAGUUGGAUGGCUGAGUUUGAUCCCUGUGACCUUUUUGCUGUACCCUUCAUUAUGCACUGUGACAUCAUUAAAUCUUGUCAGUGAGAGUCAAUGAAGAAAGCAGAACAGGGUGGGUUACAGAAGGAAAUAUCUCAAAAUUGGAGAAAGACUUGGGCCACAGUCUGUGAAUCGUAACCCUCACUGGAAAGAUGAUCAGAGUCAGUGUAUUAGUCAUGAGCCAUAAAUGCUUUGGGCAGAGCCAUUGUGGCUUUGUCAGUAACUUUCUUGUCAGUAACUUUCUUGUAAAACUCCACACUGGAAAGAGGAACUUCAGGACACUUCCCCACCUUCUGAGAAAAGUCAUGCAAUUCCUAUAGGACAUAUGAAACUAGAAAUAAGCUGAAGGAAAGAUUUGUUUUGAAUAUAAUUUAUGGUUAUUUUAAAUACUUUUCUUUACUACCAUCAGAGCUUAUUAUGGGUUGGUAUCUCUUACACUUUGUUCGUCUGUAUUCUGACCAGAUGCUGUACUGCAGGUUUUUCAAGUGGAUGUAAGGAAAUUAAAGUGUGAGUUAUCGCUUAUUUGUAUAUAGAUUUAUCUAAAUGUAUCUAAAUAUAAAGUACAAAGUUAAGGUAAGCAGAUAUUGAAAACAUAUUUUAUAAGUAGGUUGUGUUCCAGUUUGGCUGACUAUGUUCUCCCUUUCUUAAUUGUGCUUCAAAGUGUAAAGAUGCACCAAUCCAUACAUGAUACUGUGCUCAACUAUAGCAUAUAGUUUUACCUUUCAGAAAAGAUUCUCUGUUUCAUUUAAAAUGUGCUAGUUCUGCAAUUUUGAACAACCUUUGCACUUUAUAUUCUUUAACACCACUGACAUCUUUCAGGAAGAAUGCAACAAAACUAAGAUAAAUUUUUUCUGAGGUCUUGAUUGUGUCUGUAAGCUUGACAUUUUCAACAAUAACGAGGACAUUAACAUCACGUUCACAAGACAAAAUUCAGCUCCGAGUUGCACUCUAUGGACAUAAAUUCUCUAUCGUUUCUGCCAGUUACAAAUAUUCUUUUCUGUUAAAUGAUGUUAAGAGUUGCUAGAUUCCACCUGCUUUUACCUCCAUUUUCAUGUGGAUAAGAGAAUUUUCAUGUCCUUUUGAGUUAGCAAAACCAUUCGGGAGUCAGUUUACUAAGCUAUGUACACUAACGUCAAAUAUUUUCAUUCAGAUCAGUAUCAUUCAAAUUAUAUGAAAAGUCAAAUGUUUUAUUUUUAUGUAAGAGUUUAUAUUUGCUACCAAAGUUAUUUAAUAUUAAAGUACAUAUAUAUGUAUUAUUUUUGUGAUAUAUAUAUAUAUAUAUUAUUUUGUGUGUGUGUGCUGGUGUUUUACUCUCCUGACAUUAAAGCAGUGUACUGGGGAAUAAUGACAUUCUGUGUUUUAGGGGAGGAAAUGCUCCCAGAAUUCAUUUUCAGAAGCAAGUGAAUAAAAAAGUAUUGC